AUGUUCCUCGUGACGUCUGCUGCGGCGGUCGGGCACGCCGCCCCCGACCGCGCCAUCAUCGUCUCGCGUCACGGCGUCCGCCGCCAGUUCCCCAGCUCCGCCUUCAACUUCUCGCUCUACGCGCCCGGCAAGCAUUUUGACACGUCGGACGAGGCGUGGGGCGCGGGCGGCGAGGGCAUGGGCGUGCUCACUCAGCACGGGUACGCCGCGGUGCAGCGGAUGGGCGCCUAUCAGUCGGGGCGCUACGCCUCGCUCCUCUCCGCCGCCGACGGCGGCUGCGCCGACGGCGCCGCCUUUGUGUAUUGCGAGGAGAACAUGCCCCGCGACGAGAAGACGGCAGAGGCCUUCUUCAAGGGGCUCGGCUGCGCGCUCCCGCCGCUGCACUCAGAGGGCGUCGAGUACCUCAUCGACCAGGGCUCGAAGCCGCGCGGAGAGAACGGCCAGUGCGCGCUCGGCACGCAGGCGCAGGUCGAGGGCCGCGUCGGCGGCAGCGUGGACGGGUACCUGCGGCUGUACAAGCCGCUGCUGGCCAAGCUGUCGGAGCUCCUCGGCUGCUGCGCAAAGUCGCUGUGCCCGGCCGGGAUGGAGAGCUGCAGCCUCGAGGACCUCCCUGGCUCGUGGGACCCCGCGCACUGGUACACCACCUUCUCGGGCCCCAUCUAUGCGGGCAAGUACUUUGCAGAGUGGAUCGAGCUCACGAUGCUCAACGGGAUGGACUUUGCGUGGGGCAAGCUAUCGGUGGAGGAGGUGAUGGAGCUCUCCGCCUUUGUGACGCAGUACCGCGCCUUUGAGUUCGACCUGCUCGCAGCGCGCCCCUUUGGCUCCGCCCUCCUCUCCCACAUCGCCGCCUCGCUCACCCAGUGGGAGAGCGGCCAGCGCGAGCCGGCGCUGGCGCACGACCCGUCGCCGCGCCUGGUCUACUACGCGGCUCACGACACCAACCUGCUCUACCUCGCCGAGCUGCUCGGGCUCAAGUGGCUCUCCCACGGCUACCAGCCCAACCACACGCCGCCCGGCGGCGCGCUCGUCUUUGAGGCCUUUGGGCCGGCCAAUCCCGCGAAUCCGCUGGACGAGUGGCAGAUCGCGCUCUACUUUGACAUCCAGACGCCGCUGCAGAUCCGCGAGCUGACGGUGCUGUCGGACGACGACCCGGCGACCACCCCGAGCCGCGUCCCCGUCACCAUCCCCGGCUGCAGCACCGAGGCGGAGGGCGACCCGCACGCGCCCCUCCUCUCGGCUCCCCCGACGACAACUGCCAGCAGCGGCACGUGCGGCGCCUGCGACUGUGGCCAAUGCGUGCCCACGGAAGCCUACUCCAACCCGGCGUACGGCUACGACGCCUUUUGCCGCACGUCCGUCUACCAGGCGUGUGCGUCCGGCAGCGCCUACGCGGACCGCUGCAUGUGCUCCUCG
Emiliania huxleyi CCMP1516 is the source of this 1413-nucleotide messenger RNA. RefSeq lists its product as hypothetical. Lineage: Eukaryota; Haptophyta; Isochrysidales; Noelaerhabdaceae. The record is from RefSeq and is a predicted model, not a curated record. The transcript has 2 exons. The annotation marks the transcript as partial.